UCGUCGUUACAAGUGCUACUGACAUUGCAGUUCCUCGCUACUGGGAACUUUCUCAUCACAGCGUGUGACGUGGUCAACGUGCACGAAGCAACAGCCUGUCGUGUAGUGCACCGCGUCGUUGCAGCGCUGUGCAAGAGGGUCGGAAAGUUCGUCCGGUGGCCAAGAGGUGAGGAGAUAGCAAGGGCCCAACACCAGUUUUAUCAGCUGGCCAGUUUUCCUGGGGUUGUGGGAGCAGUGGACGGCACCCAUGUUCGCAUCCAGGCACCGUCAGCACACGAGACAGCUUUCGUCAACCGCAAGAACUACCACUCCAUCAAUGUUCAGCUCAUUGCGGGUGCUGACUGUAAGAUCUUGGACGUGGUUGCGAACUGGCCCGGUGCCACCCAUGACUCUAGGAUACUGCGUGAAAGCACCAUUGGGAGGGAGCUGGAAGCUGGAGUCCACACUGGGCUUCUUCUUGGUGACAGCGGGUACCCCUGCAAACGCUGGCUGAUGACACCGUUUCUCCAGCCCCGAAACAGAGCACAAGAGAAGUACAAUGCUUCACACUCGACAACACGGGCUUUGGUAGAGCGGACAAUUGGUCAGCUGAAAAGGAGGUUCCACUGCCUUCACAGUGAGCUGCGAGUGCUAACAAAGCAUACCUGUCCUAUCAUCGUGGCAUGCUGUGUCCUUCACAACAUAGCCAAAGAUUUCGGCAGUGAAGUGCAGGAGGCAGACAGCGACAAUGAUCACGACCCCGAUUACGACCCCCAGCUGGUGUCCAGUUAUGAAGGACGUCAGGAUGGCUUCAUGUACAGAGGUGCCAUCGUACGUCAGCAUUUCACAUGAGCAGUUCCUCCUGGCUCGCUGGGAACGCGCACUCGUACUGCUUCGUGCCGGCUGCUCCUCUGCACCGUUCCCAGCACCGGCAAACGGCUGUGAAGAGGCACUACCCCUUGUGCCACCCACCUCGCAAGUCACGACAAAGUUAUCAUCUUCACGCAGCCCAACUACAGGCACAACAUCCUGGACCACAGUACCAUAAUCGUGGUCAUCACUGGUGGACGGCCCUGGUAGACUUGCAAUGACGUCCUCGAUAAUGGCAGCGCUGUUGUAGAAAGCAAAAAAAAAAAACACGGAUGAGUUGGUUUGGUGAAAUGUACAGCGAUUUCCUUCAUUGUUCCUUAGCACUCUGUUUAUAAGUUGUAUGUUUGACUUUACAAGAGACCCAGUUUUGUGUGUUUUGUGCGUGCAUAUAUGUGCUUCCUCAUUCCACGUUUUGUUCGGGUUUUGUUUUGAGCAGUUUGCUUCAACUGUGGUUCAUUUCUUAUGUCACAAAGGACAGUGUGCAAUGUUUAAUAUGCAUAGUUAUGUUUGGAUUGUUAUAAUAUUUUUGGGUUGCCCCAACAUUUUGCUCUUCAUAUUAGUUAAUUGCUGUAUUGUUGUUUGUUGUUGUGUCUAUAUGUCUUGUAGAUAGUUUAUUGAAUACACCACAGGUGCUCUUCUUGUAGCACAACGUUCUCAAUGGGGUUGCAGCACUUCGUAAACAAUAGCAUUGUAUGUCUACCUGUGUGUCUGCCUGCCUGUAGAGUGUUAUUGUUUGCAUCAGUGUGAGGGUGCAUUUCAAGUUCCACAGCAAGGGAUGUGACACCAAGUGGCGUGUAUUAUGAAACGACCCCUUCGAAUAACCAUUUUACAGAUAACAUAUGAUGAUUCCCUUAUCCCCCACUUCCAAUGUGCUACACAUUGUACAUGCAGUAUGGAGUGCCUCAUUGUACAUUAGUAAGCCAAUCAGGUGCUGUCCUGACCUAUGAAAAAUCUUUUAUCCCAACAUGUCGUGCUCUUUUGCACCAGCUCCACCUUGUCAGUAGUGUUUGUGUUCCCCUAGACUACAUAAUAUAAGUUUAACUGGAUUGUGGAGUAUUGGAGACCCUAGACUACAUAUUACAGUCGAACGCAAUGUGAGACGUGCCUUGUUGGAAAUUUUUCACGUGGCAGCCUUAUUAGUUACAUAAUACCUGUAUUACUUACCCACGGGUGUCCAUACCUCCUUCAACCCCAGUGAUACUGGGGGAAUCUUCACCAAUAAUGUCGAUCACAGCCUGUGUGAUUGCAGAGGGCUGCGAGACAUUGCCUCCUCGACCUGUAAUCAGAAGCCCAGAACGUUGUAGCACAAAAACAAAUGUGAACACGUGCUCAGCAGUGUGCCUUUGUAAGUGUAAAGCUAUAUGUAGUGUACCUUAUGUUGUGGGAUGUUAUUGACAUGUCAAAUGACUCUAAAUAUGUUUUGGCAUGAAUAUAUUGUAAAGCUGUCACCAAAGCACUUGAGUGCGAAACAAAAGGAUGCUCCAAGGAAGCCAGCAAAUCGGGUUCCAUUCUCAUUGCUUUUCUUCCAUUCUCAUCAUUCAAUUGUACGUACGCCACUGUGGGAUGUGUGGCUUCUGCUGUGUUAUGCGAAGUUCUUGAUGCAUUUCAUAACGUCAGUGGUGGAGGUCAUGCUCCUCGUACAGGUUCACUAUGAUGUAGUACUGUGUGUAUGUCUUUAUUUCACUUCCAUUGCAAAUGAGGAACACGUACAUAAGAGAACCCAAUAUAAAACUAAUGUAUGUAAUAAAGCCUCAUUGCUACUUA
Molecule: messenger RNA, 2613 nt
Organism: Ornithodoros turicata
Lineage: Eukaryota; Metazoa; Arthropoda; Arachnida; Ixodida; Argasidae
Product: putative nuclease HARBI1
Exons: 4
Source: RefSeq, a predicted model, not a curated record